This is a messenger RNA of Parnassius apollo (apollo), 789 nucleotides long. NCBI's taxonomy places the organism in Eukaryota, Metazoa, Arthropoda, Insecta, Lepidoptera, Papilionidae. The record is from the annotation of a GenBank genome assembly.
AUGGCAUCAAGGGGUAUAAAAAUAUUAUGCAACAAAUGUGAUAAGGAAAUACAUCAUAAGGAAUUUCUUAAAUGUUAUGUAUGCAAAUACAUUUAUGAAAUUGAAUGCUUAAGUAUAACAUCCAAACGCUUCUAUCUAAUGUCUAAAGAACGUAAACUUAAAUGGAAGUGCCAAACUUGCUUAGGACAGAAUACAGAUGUUACAGAAGCUAAAACCCCACAAAAACUAAGCAAUGUGACAAAAUCAUGUUCAUUAAAAAAAACUUUGCGUACUGAUGAAAACGUAACACAGAGAAAGCCAAGAGUGGGUAAACACAUUUCAAUUGAAGAUUUAUCAAGUAAUGAGAUCUUAGAAAACUCCACAUUCUUAGAUGAUAGUUCACAAAGUUUACCUAAUUUGACAACCACGGAAAGCUCCCUGAUUAUGAAUGAUCUAAGGAAUGAAAUACAUGCGCUUUCUACACAACUAUCUAGCGCACACAACGAAAUAGAUUUAUUAAAUUUGGAAAUCACAAAACAUCAAAAGAAAAUUACUGAACAGCAAAAGAAGCUCGAUAUAUACAAAAAACUUUUGUCAAAUGGAGAAGUAUCUUCACGAAGGUCAACACCGUUGAAGUUAGAUAAAAUUACACCGAUAAAGUUAGGUAAAAUUAUAUCCAAAUCACAGGAUACGAAUAGUAAAACCAAAGUUGAACAAAGUCUAAAUACUCAUUCGAUCACAGGAAAAGACCUAAAAUUGCAAGAAACUUGCAUAGAAAAAAAAGAAAGAUGUAUACAAUACAUCCAAUAA